Molecule: messenger RNA, 1095 nt
Organism: Purpureocillium lilacinum
Lineage: Eukaryota; Fungi; Ascomycota; Sordariomycetes; Hypocreales; Ophiocordycipitaceae
Source: RefSeq, a predicted model, not a curated record
AUGGGCUGGGUUGACAACGCGACCCCUGAGGUCGAGAGUCUGUCGCAAUACCCCACAAUCAUCGCUAUCUGCGUGGUUCUCUCCAUCCUCUCCAUCACAGUUGUCGGCGCCCGGCUAUGGGUUCGUGCGACAGCUCGCGGUUUGGCCAGUGACGACUGGAUGGCCGCACUGUCCAUGGUCUUCGCGCUUAUCUACUCCAUUCUUUGCAUCAUCCAGACGAAGUAUGGCCUUGGCUUGCCUGUCAAGGCUCGGCCAAAGGCGAACCUCAUCCCGUACACCCGCGUCAACUUUGCAGGGCGACCAAUCUACCAAAUCGGCAUCAGCUUCUUCAAGAUCGCCUUGUUGAUAAGCUAUCUUCGUCUACUGAAGGGAACAGAUCAAAAAACUUAUCGUCUCGUCGUUUGGAUCACCAUUGGGCUCGUCUUGGCUGCCCACCUUGGAUGUGCCCUCUCCCUUAUCUUCGCCUGUUCGCCAGUCGACAAGUCGUGGAAUCCUCUGAAGGCUGGAACAUGCCUGGCACCCGGUCCUUCUUUUACUGGAUACGCAGUCGUUACAAUUGUCUCCGAUAUUGUCGUGGCGAUUCUACCGAUUCCGGUUCUGCUUAAGCUCAACGUGCGCCUGGAGAAGAAGCUGGGCCUUAUCGGCAUUUUCAUGCUGGGCCUCUUCACCACUAUCUGCUCCAUCCUCCGAUACCUUCAAAUCAACCGUAUUCAGUACGGUGACGGCAAUUCAACCAUGCUAGUCCUUUGGGGCACAAUCGAGUUUAACGUGGGCAACAUGGUAUCCUCUCUACCGUUCCUCGCCCCGGUGUUCAUGAAGAAAGCCAGGGAGUACCGAUCCAAGCACUCAGGCCAAGGAUACGGCUCGUCACACCGCAUGAGCCGGAGUCGAGGCCACAAAAACGGCGACCAUUACCAGCUAAGCGACGUCAGCAACGACAAGAGUGUUUUUGCGUCUACGAACAAAUCAGGCAGCGAAGAGAACAUUUUGCAACAAGGAGCGAUUGUGAAAUCCGUCACGUACAGCGUCCAGGUCGACGAGGAAGCGGAUGGCCAAGGAACACGUCGGCGCAACGACUCGGGGUCCAACGUCUGA